CAGAAAAAGAAAAGAAAAGAAAAGUUACUGCCCCUUCCCUUCUCUCUGGGUCUCAAAAUCUCUCCGGCCAUGGACUCCUUCUUUCAAGGCAUCAGAUCCAGAGAACUCAACGGAUUCAAAGUUAAAAAGCGACCAUAUGUAGGAGACAAAGCCACAGAUUUUACAGAACUUGGAGCCCUAGCGGUUGAACACGACGGCGAAGAAACGCCCCCUUUAGCCAUUUCUUUUUGCGAGACAAAUAAAAAUUCGCAUAUUUUGGCUGUGUCUGAUGAGGAUGGGUAUUUGAGCUUGUUUGAUUCUCGCAAGAAGUUCCCUUCUUAUGCCUCUCAUCAAGAGUGUUCAGAUACAGCUAGAAUUAGUGACUGGGUGGCUCAUCAGAAUGCUAUAUUUGAUAUAUGUUGGAUUAAGGAAGAUACUAAUAUACUCACAGCUUCAGGAGAUCAAACUAUAAAGAUAUGGGACGCACAGGAGAAGAAAUGCAUUGGAGUCUUGAUGGGGCACACAGGAAGUAUUAAAUCUAUGUGUUCCCAUCCAACAAAUUCUGAUAUUCUUGUUUCUGGUUCUAGAGAUGGGUCCUUUGCCACAUGGGACUUGAGAUGCAACACUACUUCCAAAAGUGAGAUAACUUGCAUAACUCCAACGUCCAUGGUGAAAAGAGCUCAUCUUUCACCUUAUGCGAAGCGGGUUAGGCGGGGAAAGGCUGCUUCCAUGAGCAUCACAUCAGUUCUUUAUCUCAAAGAUGAGGUCUCCAUUACCACUGCUGGAGCAGUGGACAGCAUUAUAAAAUUCUGGGAUGCCAGAAACUUAAAGACUCACGUGACUCAGGCGUGCCCUCAUCCUAAAUCAGCCGAUAAGGACAGAAGAUUGCACGGUAUAUCUAGCCUAUCUCAGGAUUCAAAUGGAGUCUUUCUUACUGCUUCAUGCAUGGACAAUAGAAUCUAUUUGUAUAACGCACUUCAGCUUGAAAAGGGUCCCGUGCAGUCAUUCUCUGGAUGCCGGAUUGAAUCCUUCUAUGUAAAGUCAGCAAUCAGUCCUGAUGCAACUCAAAUUCUCAGUGGAUCUACUGAUGGAAAUGCCUACAUAUGGCAGGUGAACAAGCCUGAGGCAGAUCCCAUCACAUUGAAAAGCCAUGAUGGAGAAGUUACAGCAGUAGAUUGGUGCCCCUAUGAUGGGAAGAUAGCCACUUCUUCAGAUGACUUCACUGUCCGCAUUUGGAACAUCCAAAGCAAUAAUUAUUCUAGCUCAAGAUCCCCAUCUUCUAUUCGAAGGAGAAUAAUGGCAAUUCCUAGUGAGGAAUGUAGAAGGCUUUUAAUGAAUGAAGAACCGUUGAGUCUUACAAAAACUUCCAAUCAUUUGAAUUCUUCAGAUGAAUUACUCCAGGUUGACUUACCGAACUCUAUCAGAAUGCCUACUCUAAGCACCCCUGAAGCCCACAAGAGAAAGUUCUCCUCAGGUUCUGAUUCAAAAGGAACUUUUGACAAAACACCUGAAGCAGCAAUGAAGAGCCCGUCUUCUGUUUUGAAUCCCCCAUCUUCUUUGAAAAGAAAGACUAUCCGGGAUUACUUUCUAGCAGCCUAAAGAUACUAAAGAGUAUAAAUGAAUCAACCAGCACUCGCAUUUUGUAGGUUUUUUGCUCGAGUAGUUGGUGCAUCAUUUUCUUCAGAUUACAUAGGGUUAAUUUUGAAAUGUAAAGCGACAAACAAAAGGAUAUUUUUUUAAGGCAGUAUUUUGUACCAUCAAUUCAUUCUGCCGUUUUCCUUGCAAAUAUGUUUUUGAAGAUUGAGUAUAGAAUUAGUGUAAACUUUUAGCCUAUACUGUUUAUAAUCGCUACAUUCAGUUGCUACUGUUUUUAGAUAUUGAUUCACACCCUAAAUUUGCAGGGUACGGUUUCUCAUUGAGACAAGUUUUUUUUUUUAACAAUUAAUUGAAAUGAGUUUACUGAUCUGUAAUUUGAUUUUGUUCAGCAUUUGGU
Molecule: messenger RNA, 1972 nt
Organism: Ricinus communis (castor bean)
Lineage: Eukaryota; Viridiplantae; Streptophyta; Magnoliopsida; Malpighiales; Euphorbiaceae
Product: denticleless protein homolog
Exons: 17
Coding region: 70-1578 (502 amino acids)
Biological process (GO): proteasome-mediated ubiquitin-dependent protein catabolic process
Cellular component (GO): nucleus
Molecular function (GO): protein binding; protein-macromolecule adaptor activity
Source: RefSeq, a predicted model, not a curated record